AUCAUUCCAUUUCAUAACCAAGGCGAAAGAAAACAAGGGGAGAGAAAGAGUGAAGAGAUCGCCUUCCUCAGUCUUUUGUGUAUUAAGCCCUAAGAAUUCUUGCCUUUCUCACUGUAAGUAAGUGCAAAAGUUGUUGAGCUUUUGUGACGAGUCUUACCGAGGUUCUGAGCCUUUUCUUCUAACAUUCUUGUUCUUCCCUUGGCAUGGCGACCAAUGAAAAUCUUCCACCAAAUGUUAUAAAGCAACUGGCGAAGGAAUUGAAGAGUCUUGAUGAAUCGCCUCCGGAAGGCAUUAAAGUUAGUGUAAAUGAUGACGACUUUUCGAUCAUUUAUGCUGACAUUGAAGGGCCAGCUGGGACUCCGUAUGAAAAUGGUGUUUUCCGUAUGAAGUUGUUACUGUCUCACGACUUCCCUCAUUCUCCUCCAAAAGGCUACUUCCUGACAAAGAUUUUCCAUCCUAAUAUUGCGACCAAUGGUGAAAUUUGCGUAAACACGCUAAAAAAGGAUUGGAACCCAAGUCUUGGAUUACGGCACGUGCUCAUUGUAGUUAGGUGUUUAUUGAUUGAACCAUUUCCAGAAUCAGCUCUAAAUGAACAGGCUGGCAAGAUGCUGCUUGAAAACUAUGACGAGUAUGCCCGACAUGCCAGGCUUUAUACCGGAAUCCAUGCGAAGCCGAAACCCAAGUUCAAAUCAGGAGCUAUUUGUGAGUCAACUACGGCACUGAACGUGGAGCAGCGUAACACCUCGGUUCUGAAUUUUGAGCAGAAAAAUGCAGCAAGCAGUGCCGGGUUAUCAUUACCAACCCCACUCGCUCCAUCAACCGCAUCAACAAAAGGAGGCAACAAUCCGGACCACCAGCAUCAACAGUCCACAGGUCUUGCAAGUGAAACCGGGGUUAGUGGAACCGGCAUUGUAGGAAUAUCGGGCACCACCGCGCCUAAGAAGGAAGGUUUGCCAAAAAUUCUUGCGGACAAGAAGAAAAUGGAUGCUAGAAAGAAAAGUCUCAAGAGAUUGUAAAGUCAUGGUGUCUUAAGUAAUAAAACAACGUAAGGCGUUCGGAAACUGGUUGUUUGUAAUGGGUGCUUUAAUUUGGGAAGGUGAUGAAUGCUUUAAUUUGCUUUAGGAACCUUUUUUACAAGGUUUAAUUAUAUGAUAUGUUUUCGUCUAUCUUUGUAACACACAUUUCUUUGUCUUUUGGUACAUUUUCGUUCGUCUGACUUUUUUUUA
This is a messenger RNA of Hibiscus syriacus, 1226 nucleotides long. RefSeq names its product ubiquitin-conjugating enzyme E2 22-like. The coding region runs from base 204 to 1016 and encodes 270 amino acids. The transcript has 7 exons. NCBI's taxonomy places the organism in Eukaryota, Viridiplantae, Streptophyta, Magnoliopsida, Malvales, Malvaceae. The record is from RefSeq and is a predicted model, not a curated record.